Lodderomyces parapsilosis is the source of this 900-nucleotide messenger RNA. RefSeq lists its product as uncharacterized. The coding region runs from base 1 to 900 and encodes 299 amino acids. Lineage: Eukaryota; Fungi; Ascomycota; Pichiomycetes; Serinales; Debaryomycetaceae. The record is from RefSeq and is a predicted model, not a curated record. The transcript has a single exon.
AUGUCACCACAACAAAACCAGGCCGCUCCAUCAUCAUCUUUUGAAGAUUCAACUGACAAACAACAAUCGAGCAAGCGUGAAAUCAAACAACAACAACAACAACAACACAAAACCACAUUGCCAACAAGCCCUUCUUCAUUAAACCAAGAUCUUAAACCACCAAUGUUUACUUUUGAGAGUGAUGAAUUAUUAUUGCAAGAAGGGGAAGGAAACGUGAAUAAUAAUGGAGAUGGUGGAGACUUGGAAGAAAAUGACAAUUACCAAAAUGAUAUUGAGCCACCAGCAAUCUUUGAACGAUCAGUCCAAGAUUGUUGUUCACCCCAUAGAACCAACUCCAUUAUAUCACUUACAAACUGCUUAAACAAUUACACCUCAUCAUCAUCAUCCACCAGUAACAACAACAACAACACCUCCAUCAACCCAAACAGCAGCAGCAGCACCAGUAUUUCCAACUUGACCAAUAGUUUACACAGUGCUAAUGGUGCACCAGUUCCACCAGCACUACCAGGAAGCAGAAGAAAAUCAUUCAUUAAAAGACCAAGGUCAUCAACUACAAACUCAUUCAAUAAUCGUCUUGAAGAUUCAUUCACUCCUUUAAAUUCACUAAUCACGUCAUUCAACUCAUCUGAAAACACAACGACAUUGCCAUUGUCACCAAAUAGUCCACCAAAGUUAAAACACACUCAAUCGCAAUUAAAUUGUUGCUCGUAUGCCGAGUUGAUUUGUGACGAGUCGUGGUCUACUCAUUCUCAUCCACGUGGUGGAUCCAUUAGUAGCAAUAAUGGAAAUAGAAGGGGACAACAGAAUCAACAACCACAACAACCACAACAACCACCGAUUAGAACAAUUCAGUCCACUGGAGUUGUCCCUACUUUGAGGUCCCCCAAAUGGAGGAAGUAA